AAAGGCGUCGACCGCCCGGAGAGUCCGCACUUCCCGGUGAAGAUGGCGGAUGAGAAUGAGACAGCACCGAUGCCGGAGAGAGAAGAUGUAGAGGACCACGGACACUGUAGCGACUGCGAAAAUGAAGAGCACCACUUUGAUGAUGGUGACCGGGGUCUGGGUGAUGACACCGGUGCCAAGAAGAAAAAGAAAAGGCAGAAAAAGAAGAAGAAAUCUGGUUCCACAGAAGCAGCUCAGGACCCUCUUGCCAAGGUUAACGCUUUACCAGCUGAGAAGCUACAGGAGAUCCAAAAGGCCAUCGAGCUGUUCUCUGUUGGCCAAGGUCCAGCCAAAACCAUGGAGGAGGCGAGUCGGAGGAGUUAUCAGUUCUGGGACACACAACCUGUUCCCAAGCUAGGGGAGACCGUAAUGUCUCACGGAUCCAUUGAACCCGACAAAGACCACAUUCGAGAGGAGCCCUACAGCCUCCCACAAGGCUUCAGCUGGGACACCCUGGACCUGGGGAACGCCGCCGUGCUGAAGGAGCUUUAUACUCUUCUCAAUGAGAACUACGUGGAGGACGACGACAACAUGUUCAGAUUUGACUACUCCCCCGAGUUCCUGCUCUGGGCCCUCCGACCUCCGGGCUGGCUGCCUCAGUGGCACUGUGGCGUCAGAGUGAACUCCAACCAGAAGCUGGUCGGCUUUAUCAGCGCCAUUCCAGCCAACAUUCGGAUCUACGACAUAGAAAAGAAAAUGGUUGAGAUCAAUUUCCUCUGCGUCCACAAGAAGCUUCGCGCCAAGCGAGUCGCUCCGGUUCUGAUCCGGGAGAUCACCAGGCGGGUCAACCUGCAGGGCAUCUUCCAGGCCGUGUACACCGCCGGAGUGGUUCUGCCCAAACCCGUGGGCACGUGCAGGUACUGGCACCGCUCCCUGAACCCACGGAAACUAAUCGAGGUGAAGUUCUCCCACCUGAGCAGGAACAUGACUAUGCAGCGCACCAUGAAGUUGUACCGCCUGCCCGAGGCCCCGAAGACUUCUGGUCUGCGGCCGAUGACGAAGAAGGACGUUCCCGUGGUGCAUCGCCUCCUCCGGGAGUACCUGAGCCUGUUCAACCUGGUGCCCGCCAUGAACGAACACGAGGUGGAGCACUGGUUCCUCCCCCAGGAGAACAUCAUUGACACGUACCUGGUGGAGAACGAUGGCAAAGUGACCGAUUUCCUGAGUUUCUACACGCUGCCCUCCACUAUAAUGAACCACCCGGUGCACCACAGCCUGAAGGCGGCGUACUCCUUCUACAACGUGCACACCACCACCCCUCUGCUUGACCUGAUGUCUGACGCCCUCAUCCUGGCCAAAUCGAAAGGUUUCGAUGUCUUUAAUGCACUGGAUCUAAUGGAAAACAAGACUUUCUUGGAGAAGCUGAAGUUCGGUAUCGGGGACGGGAAUCUGCAGUAUUAUCUGUACAACUGGAAGUGUCCCAGCAUGGGGCCAGAAAAGGUUGGGCUGGUUCUGCAGUGACGUCGAGUCGUCAGCGAGUGUCACCGACAGGCCUGAAGACGGCGCCACGGUCCCAAGACUUCCUGCUUGUGGAAACGACCAACCACACUUUUACUUUCUGACCCUCUGAACUUUGACCUGCACUACUGCUGCCAGGCUGAGGGAGCCCCCCUCCAUCAACGGACCUCAGAGCCAUCGUAGUGACCGUCGCAAACAGCUAUAUUUCAUCACUGUACCAAAAACAAGAACAGUUCUCACCGGUGCCCGGCCACCGUCACGCUCACCGCCGGCAAACCUGCGAAAACCUGUAAAUACCGUCGGACGUGACCGCGGAUAAGGCCCUAAUGCGCAGAGCAGAACCGACUGUUUUGUUUUAUUCCUAAAUGUUGGAAGUGCUUUUUGCAAUUAAAACAAAUCUGUUAAUAAAUUUUAGACAAUACAAAUAAAUUGUGCGUAAAAAAUAAUAAUAUUUUAAAGAGUAAAAGGCUCAAAAGGCUGAUCUAAUAAAAACCAAAAGUGGGAAUAAGAAAAGGGCUUUCGUUAAGAGUUGUCUCGUCCUGUCUGCCAUUUCUUUUUUUUGGCUCAUGGUUUCUGUUCGCCGUCCAUUUGUGCUCCUCUCAUUUAUCAAAACUUGCAGAACCAUCACUCCCCAGCUUGCUGCACACGUAAAAACCAGUCGGGAGACAAAUCUCUGAUUCUGACGGCGUUCGUUAACAUUUAUCCUCUUGAUUUACGUGUGUCCCACUGCAGCGGCCAUCUUUGUGAAACCGGACUCUUAACGUGCGUUUCCAAAAAUCUCAGAGGCUUCAGGGUCAAAUCAGAAAUCCAAAGUACUUAAGGGCACUUUUAAAAGCCUUUUUUUUUAUAGCCUAAUAUAUAAAUAUG
Molecule: messenger RNA, 2364 nt
Organism: Nematolebias whitei (Rio pearlfish)
Lineage: Eukaryota; Metazoa; Chordata; Actinopteri; Cyprinodontiformes; Rivulidae
Gene: nmt1a
Product: N-myristoyltransferase 1a
Exons: 12
Coding region: 43-1500 (485 amino acids)
Biological process (GO): N-terminal peptidyl-glycine N-myristoylation
Cellular component (GO): cytoplasm
Molecular function (GO): glycylpeptide N-tetradecanoyltransferase activity
Source: RefSeq, a predicted model, not a curated record